Messenger RNA from Peromyscus leucopus (white-footed mouse), 6863 nucleotides. It is a transcript of the gene Krabd3, whose product is annotated as KRAB-A domain containing 1. The record is from RefSeq and is a predicted model, not a curated record. Lineage: Eukaryota; Metazoa; Chordata; Mammalia; Rodentia; Cricetidae. Gene Ontology annotation, biological process: regulation of DNA-templated transcription.
UGUCCUCGAGGGUCUCGAGGGUCUCGGUGCAGCCUCCUGCCGGAGCCGCGCCGGAAGCUGGGUGGGCCGGGGAGUCGCGAAGCUGAGUUCCGCCAUGGCGCUCCAGGUGCCCAUCAGCUUCAAGGACUUGGCCGUGCGGUUCUCUGAAGAGGAGUGGCGGCUCCUGCAGGAGGGGCAGCGGGAGUUCUACAGAGACGUGAUGCGGGAGAACUACGAGACGUUGGUGUCCGUGGGGACCUCUGAGCUGCUUCCUCUCUCUGCUUUCCUGUCACCCACAGAGCCUGGAGGAGCCACCACGGGAGAGGGCCACCAUGAUAAGGGACAAGAACCCCCACUGGAGCGUGGUUCCCAGGGAGGGCAGCCCCAGCAGAGCCUACACCUCACCGCCUUAGUGCAGCUGGUGAAGGAGAUUCCGGAGUUCUUGUUUGGAGAAGUGAAGGGCACGGAGGACUACUCCGAGAGUGGGAGCACCAGUCUGGAUGGGGAGCGAGCGAGCCCUGAGGUAGCUGGGGCUGUGGAAACUUACCCUCGAGGCCUGCUUAGUUCUCUUCCGGAGAGCCCUGCAAGCCACCCCAGCCUGGCCAGCACACCCACGGGCAGCUCCUCUUCCAGUGGCCCUCCUGGAGACUGGGCACAAGAAAGCCUCCUGCCUGCCAUAGGAGCUACUGAUAAACCACUCUCCAUAGAGAAGGAAGGCUUGGGAGCCUCAGGAGAGACUUCCAUUCAUCCCACUCAAAGCCUGGACCAGAGCAAGAGCCACCUAAGACAAGAUAGAGGCGGCAUAGGAACAGGAACCUCUCCCGAGAACAGUCCCUUGCAAGGCCUCAUCAACUGUCUGAAGGAAAUCCUUGUGCCCGGGCCCCAGCACCGUGGAACAGCCGCAGACUUGCCAGCUUCUCUGCCUGGCCUGAGUGUGCUGAAGCAGAGCAGAGCUGAGGUGGAGCCAGGGAGCCUGCCCUGCCCGGUGAAGACAGAGCCAAUAUCCGGGGAUUGUCCCCUUCAGGGCCUGCUGAACUGUCUGAAGGAGAUCCCAGAAGCCCCAGACGGGCGUCCCAGCCCCUCAGGAGCAGGGGACCUGCAGCUGCAGGAGGAGCCAGGGAAAAGGAAUUCUGGAGGGAUGAGAUGCCCCCAGACUCCUCCUCUCCGCCGUAGUCAUGGAGCUGGAAGUAUGCUUGCCGUGGUGAAGGUAGAAGAUGGCUGGGUCCAGAGUCCCCCAGUGCCAGCAUCUUGCCAGCUUAGCAGGCAAGGCCACGGUCCCUAUUUCACUGGAGAUAGCAGAGAGGUCCGUGUGCCCCGCUGGGGCCCCAUGACUCUCGCCGGCAGGGCCUCAAGCUCACCGCUAGAAGCUCUGGAGGCCUGUCUGAAGGGCAUUCCUCCAGGCGGGUCAUCACCUCUUCAGCCGCUAGCCACCUCAUGGUCCAGAAGUCCCCAGCCAGGAGAUGCUGGCUCUCAGAGACUUGAGCUACAGCCGCAAGGAUCACACAGUGCAGAUGCUUCGAGAGAGCCACUUCUGCCUCUGAGCUUGCGGGGCUGCAUGAGAGAGGGACCUGGGAUUCAAUCCUCUGGCUCCCAGGGUACCCCUACCAGCUUCUCCUCAGCCAGCAGCAGUGAUGGGGAUCUGGAUUUCAGGAGCCCCAGGAGCAGUCAGGGGCAACGGCUUGGGAAAGGAUAUCCACCAGGAAGCUCUCCACUCCAAGGCCUGGAGAACUGUCUAAGAGAGAUCCCUAUUCCCAGGCCACAGGCUGCCUGGCCUUGCUCCUUGACUGCAGACAGGGGGUCGAAGAGAACAGAGCCCAGGAACUGGACUGCAGACACUGACGGACCGAGGGGCGAGGCCUGUGAGCCACCCCACCUUGGACAGGGUCGGGGAGAAGUGCCCAGCAGGAGUCUCCGUCUAGGCAGUCCACAGACCUGCCCCUCCACCUGCCACCAAGUGACUGCCAGGCCAGGACCGUGGCAGUGGCCGAAAGAUGAGACAGCCACCAUGCCCUCCCCUCUGCACUGCCUGGAGAGCUCUCUGAGGGGGAUCUUGCCCGUGCGACCCCUGCGUUUCACCUGUGUGACUGGUCCUGACCCCAGUCCCAGCCCCUGCUCCAGCUCCAGCUUCAGCAGCUCUGAUGGAGAAGACCUGAGGCCAGAGCCUGCAUUCUGGCAGCCACCCCUCCCGAAGAAAGACCACCUUCCCUCCAGCAAGGGUCCUGUCCCUCUGUGCCCUGUCCCUGCAACGUUCCCAGGAGUCAACAACAAUAGCUGUCUUGCUGAAGACCCGGACAGACCAGAGUCCAGGGACUGCAGCAGCCUCGAUACAGGAAGAGCAGAAGGGACAGGAGUCAAGACCCAGUCACCCAGAAGAGAAGGAGCUGCAGAGCACACAUGCCAGCCUGGCCCUGUCAGCAGUGCUGAAGUAAAAGGAGGAGGAGGAGAGGCAGCUGGGUGCCCAUGGCCUGCCUCUCAGCUGGAAGAAAGGCCUGAGCCCAAGGGUGCUGAAGACACCAGUAACCUGGAGCCUGGACAUGGGCAACCCAGUGCCACAGCCAGGACUCAAGGGAAGCUGCUCUCUGGGGACCCUCCGGAGCCACCUAGCAAGUCUCCCCUUCCCACAGCUGUCUUGUCAAAGUGGCCACCCGCUUCUUUCCAGACACCAUGCCCCUGUGGCAGAUUCCUGCAGCAGGAGUUGCACAGCCUUGGUACUGCCCUCACGGACAAGCUGGAUCAGCUUGCGUCAGCCUUGGCAGGCCUGACUCAGGAAGUGGCCACCAUGAGGACCCAGAUGGACCGGCUGGGAAGGCGCCCACAGAGCCUUGGACCAAAAGGCCAGGCUUCCUGGCGGUUGACCCUCCCCCGGAGACCUCACUGGGCCAACAGACUGGACCGCAGACACCUACCCUACUGGAGGCAGAAGGGCCCCAGCAGGCCCAGACCAAAGAUGCUGCGGGCCCAGGCAGAAGGCUGCAAGGCUGCGGACCGCCCAGGACUCUCUAGAGGAAAGGGCAGUUUGGUGCCUCAGCUGCCUCCAGAUGGUUCCUUGGUAGAAUCUUCCAGGCCCAGCGGUAGCUCAUCCCAGCAGAUCUCCUCAGCACCUGGAGGCCACACUGUGCUGACUGCACACCCCCUUCGGGAACACACCGGAUGCCACCAGAAUUCCCCCUCCCCUUCAGUGCCUACUGCCUCGGUCCCCCUUGUGGCCUCACCAGCAACCAGUGCAGACACGGAACCUCAGGCUGCUGGAGUGGCAGCAACCAGCAUUCCAAACCAGCACAAGGAACCUAACAGCCGGCUAGGGGGAGCCCUCAGCAAAGACCUCUGGGGAGGUGACCACAGGGAUCCGAGGUGGGGGGCCCAUUAACUGUCCUGUCCCUUUGCUCAGGCUUGCUGAGGAAGCUGGGUGGCCAGGAUGCCUGGUAGGACCCUCUGAGGUAAAACCAUCGCAGGCUGCCUGCUUCCCAGGGGUUGUGUCUUCCUUACCUGCUCAGCCAGCCCUCUGAUCACUGCUGCAAGUCUGGCCCUUUGCCUCUGCUGUGCCAGGCCCCCGUGGUGUUUGCACAGAGCCACUCUAGAGGCAUCCCUCAGCCAUACCUCCGGCUUGCUUGGCUCAGGUUCAGUCAGCCAGCUGCUCUUCCUCCUUAGCAGAGCCAUCUAGGUUCCAGGUGGGUGUCAUGCAUACUGCAUAUGCACAGAGCCAGCUGCAGAGGGCACCAUGAAGGCACCUUAAUCUCCUGCUCCUGAUCUCAAGGACACUAAAAGGCCAGUCUUUGUCUGUCUAGAGAGAAUAUUCACAGAUCUCAUUUAGGGAGAGCCUGGCCUGUGGUCUAAGCUGAACUGACCCACAUGAAUUCUAAAACUAAAUAUAUUAGCUGCUAAGAAAAGGCCAUUUGGCUGCAAUGGAAGAGUGCUCAGAGGGGAUGGCACUCGGGCAUGGUUACCUGGAUUGUCACCAGUGCAGUGAGAACGAGGCAGCUUGCGUUUCCCUCUUCCACACACACACACACCUCAAGAGAACUGAGCAUGCGCAGUGAGGCUGGGCACAGUACUGCACAUGGGCCAGUCUCCUAGGCUGUGUACAAGAGUGUCACAGACUUAGUCUGGGCAGCUUAAAUCAGGGGUCCCAAAUCAAGGUCUUGUCAGGGUUGGUUCUACAGAGGGUGUCUGGCUCUGUUGGAGGCUGUCUUCAUGCUCAUGGUAUCUUCUAUGAGUCUCUUCUCCAAAUGCCCCUCCUGCCAGGACACAGGAUGUUUUGGUUGGCACUCAUUCUCUUUUGAACUCAUCUUCGCUAAAGACUCUAAGGAACGUCACAUUCUGAAGUGCCAGGGGCCACAGCAUGGUCAGCCUUUCGACAUUAUGACAAAGUGUUGUCAUCUAGAAAGUUCACGUUCAAGAACCAGACAGUUGAGAUUAAAAAAAACAAACUGUUUUAAAUCCGUUUACAAGUUUGUGUUGGGUUGCAUGUAUAGCAUUUCUCAGCUAUGUGCAGGUUAGAUGUGCCUGUGAGGAUUAAACCUUCAGCAUAUAAUGGGGAGGAGGGCACCAUCUAGCUCAUAAUACACGAAGGCCUGGGCCACUCUUGGGUUUAGCCUGGCUACAUGUCACUCCAUCAGCUUCUGCCCUGGUGAGAUGCUUGGUAAUGUACCACAGCUAGCCAUCCACAUUUACUCACCUCGUCCUUCAGAGUUGAUCUGAAUUCCUUUUGAACCUGAGGACUUUUCAGCCUAUACCCACGGGAGCUGGGAAGGCCAGGGCCUGAGCUGUCUGCUGAAGCUCAGGGUGACAUGACCUUGUCCGUGACAACCCUAAGCAGUUACUUGUGGCUGCUUUGCCCUGUGACACUCUAAAGUCAUGGUCUCUGGAGAUAUCCGGGACUUGAGUGCCCCUCAGGCCUGGGACUUGGUGAGUGUGACUUGGGCAGACACAGUCACAAAAGAUCAUUAAAGUGUUUUAGUCAUGUUUCUCAACCUGUGGUUCGCGGCCCCAGGGGGUCACAUUAGAUAGUCACAAUUCAUAGCAGUAGUCAAAUAACAUGAGUAACAAUAAAAUAAUUUUAUGGUUGGGGCGGGGGUCACCACAACAUGAGGAGCUGUAUUAAAGGAUCACAGCAUCAGGAAGGUUCUCAAACCACUGACCUAGAGACUAAAGCACACCCCCAAGAAGUCCACCUAGAAUGUAAUACAAGGUACGCACAGGGCAUUGACUGGAACAAGUCCAGCCCACUGCAGGUUGGAGUAGAAAACCAAAGGCUGCGGCCUCCACUUGUAAGGAGUGGGCAGCUGCAUCUCCAGGCUAGUGGGGCAGUGCUGGUGUUCCCAGUGCCAAGGGGCAGGGGUAAGGCAGGUUGAGAGAGUGAAGAAGGAACAUUCAAAUUCAGUAUCCCAGUUGGAAGACUAGGCGUUCUUAAACUGAUAAGACAAAUUGGGGCCUGAUGUGGGUGGCCGUGGCUAGGACAGGAACUUGGUCUGCCCUGCUUGAGUGACUCUUUCUAAGCCAGAGACCAUGUUGUCCGUCAGUGAAAAGGGCUACCAUGAUGCUCUGCGUGGCACAUCUCCCUUGAAGGCAGCCAGCACAAGUGAACAAACAGCAAUACGGGGCUGAGUUGCCAGGGCCUGUCAUCUGCUGGGUGUUAAGUACCUUCCUCUGCUGUGCCUGCUUAGGACAGAUAAAGGCAGUAAGUGGUUCGGAUCCAGUCGGACCGUGUAACGGGUUUAAAGAAAACUUUAGCUGGAACAUGAGCAUGGAACCAGCUGAAGCUGUGUGGUGUUGCUCUGUUCACACUGCAGGAAGUCUCCAGGACCUGCUGCCGCCACCACUGAUAACCAGAAAGCCCUCUGGACUCACUGAGAACAGUUCCAGCACAGGCUUGUUCUGGGACAACCUGGUUAAACUUGUUGCAGAUCUACUGGCUUGGAGGUGGGGGCCAGAGACGGUGUGUCCCCUACUGUUCUGGGAAGUGACCCUAGGCCACACCUGGGUGGGGGGACCUUCUAUCACCCAUGGGGCAGAAAAGUGGGAGGGUCCAGCUCACUGAGCAGGCUGAUGGGAGGCUGGCGGAGGUAACCAUAGGGACCAUCGGAGACUUCCCACAGCACCCUGCGGGUCACCGUUCCACCAGAGUGCCGCCCACUGGUAAUGUGACUUAACUCCAGACUGGCUGAUCUCGGUUUUACAUGUGGCUCCUUCUAAUGACCCGUGGUUGAAAGGCUUUUCCCUCAUAAUCCGCCUUGACGGUUUCUGUUCUUGGAGGCCUUAGCCCAUUAGAUGGCAUUGGUUACUGAUAUGUUUACACUUGAACUCACCUUUGUGUGUGGGGCUUUGUCCCACUUUCAGAGUUUGGGGCUGGUUGGCUGGGUUGGUUUUGUUUUCCUUCUUUCCUGUCUUGUUUUAGAUUGGCUGUGGUGUAUUUUUGUUUUUGUUUUUGGAUUUUUUUCAUACUCCACUUCUCCCAAUUUUAUCCUUCCAAAGGACUAGAAGGAAAGACAUUUGAAUUCACAAUCCUCUUUGGAAGAUUUUGGUAUUCUUUUCCCAAAUUGAUAAGACAAAUUAGGAAAGAAGCCAAAAUCUUGAACAAGCUGAUUAACAAAAUUGACCCAAUUCAUGAAUGUAAGCACACUGCACCACAGGACCGCUGUUUCCAUGAAUAUGCAGAACCGGGCAGAAAUUGAGCUAAUUGUCUUAGCCCCAGAGCAAAUUUAAACAAAUUUAAAAGUAUUGGAAUUACAUGGAAUGUGUUCUCUGACCACAGUUUACCUUCGUGGCUAAAGUCAAAUAGCAAAUCCCAGAUGUUUUUAUAUAUUCAAAAAAUAAUGAUUGUACUAUGAAAACUAAUACUAAUGACUAUCCUGUGGUAAAAUACUGAUAAAAAAAAAAAGCACAAA